UUCGAAGGAUUCACCCGGGCCUUAAAGGAUUUUUUCAUUUGAAUAGAAAAUGUGGAAGAGGUGACACAGAUUUGAUUUCUCUUGUACUUUGUUUUAGGUAUAUCUCAAACAGGAGUGCAUUUAGAGAUAUUUCAGAGAAAACAUGUUUUGUGGGGAAUUUCGCGGCCUACAAAAAAGGUUUCUUAGUAUUUUUCGAUAAACCUCGUGGUUCGGGCGAUAUUUGCCAAAUGAGGGAGAGGAAAUUUCAAGAUUUUCGAGGGAGUUUAGUAAUCGCAUUGUAAAUAUUAAUAACUAUGCUGAAUUCGAUAUUUUUUGGAAGAGAGCAUUACUUGCUCCAUUUUUUUUACCAAUCAUUACCAGUCGGGAAUAAAAAAAUUUGCGAGAAUCAAAUGGUGAUGAGCAAGAUUAUGAUGAUAUUUGAUGAGAUGUUCUCUCUCUCAUUUGUUUGAGUUACAAUUUUUUUUUCAUUUGAAUGGAAAAUGUGGAAGAGGUGACACAGCUGUGAUUUCUCUUGUACUUUGUUUUGGGAAUAUCUCCAGCAGGAUUGCAUUUACAGAUAUUUCAGAGAAAACAUUUUUUGUGGGAAAUUUUGCGGGCUACAAAAAAGGUUUCUUAGUGUUUCUCGAUAAACCUCGUGAUUCGGGCGAUAUUCGCAAAAUAAGGAAGAGGAAAUUUCAGGAUUUUCGAGGGAGUUUAGUGAUCGCAUUGUAAAUAUAAACAACCAUGCGGAAUUCGAUAUUUUUUGGAAGAUGAAUUAAGUUCCAGAUUUAUUACUCUGUAUUUCUGAAGUGGCCAGUGAAGGCAGCAUUUCGCAAACAUUCGAGAACUAGUGGAUUUAGAAAAAAGGUCUCUUGACAUUUUUCUAAAUCUUCUUCAGAUAUUCGCGAAAUUCGUCCGCAGGAACCACUUCACUACCGACUAUUCGUUGCAACUUCCAUUACCUGUUUUAUAAUUCUUUUUUCAUAAUUAAUAGAGUUCAAUUGCCAAUUAACGAUUAAUUAAAAAUAAGUUGAUAUUGCGUUGUUAAGUGAUAAUUGGUACAAUUCAAUUGAAUUCGAAGACUUUUCCUAGGCUUAAUCCUCAUUUUAUGGUGUGAAAAAAAAAUAAGUCUGAGACACUCGUGAUUAGUCAACUCGAUUAAUUACCCCAGCACGAAGUAGUUAUCAUAAACUCAAUGAACAUGUGAUUCACCUCGUGUGCAUGGCUGAUCAGUGUUCCAUAAUUCAUUGAUUUGUGUAACUUUGGAUUGUUUGAUGGCGAUACAUUAUUUUUUUGAUUAUUGCUACUCGUUGGUUAAGUGAUUAUAUAUUUAUACGUCAUUUAUUGAUUGAAUAAUUGAAUAAAUAAUUUGAAGAAGAAAAAUUGCAGAUUGUUGAUAAAGCGAUUGGCAGAAAUAACGAAUUUCCUUUUAAAAAAACAUAAUCGUGUGGUUUCCUGCAAACCACAUUCUCCCUCCAGCUCCAAAUCGUCUUAUCGUUUCUUCGUAGUGGCUCUAUUUUGGAACAUUUCCUCAUUCUUGCAAAAAUGUUCUACUGCAGAGUGAAUGUCUCCAUAAUUUCCCUUGAAUUUUAAUUAACUGCGACCCCCAGAAUCUCAAAUUUCAUUCGAACUUAUCUCUGUACAUACUUUUGAAUAAAAAUGCUCCACUGGACAGUGAAUAUUUCCAUAAUUUUAUUAAUCUCUUGUGUUGAUAUUGGGGCAUACAAUUUGGACACAAAAAGUGCAGUUGUCUUCAGUGAUCCCAAUGCAGGAUUUUACAGAAAAGGAAGUUACUUUGGAUACGCUGUUGCACUUUAUGCGAGCACUUCUGAUCCUCUGGUGAUCGUUGGUGCACCCAGGGCCAAUGUCAGUAGAUUAUUAGGGAUCAGAGAACCUGGUGCUGUUUAUUAUUGUCGAUUGAGUGGUCAUUGCAAAGAAUGGCCACUCGAUAAUUCUAGAAAUGGUGGACUUCAUGGAAUCGAAGGGAUUGAUCAGAUGAUCGAUGAGUCAUGGAUCGGUGCUACUAUUUCUGUGGAAAAUAAACCACAGCCCAGAGUCGUGGUUUGCGCUCCGAGGUGGAAGAACGUGCGCAAGGGGAAUGUCAAUGGGAUCGAGCGAAAUGACUUUUUCCAGAAGAUGAAUGGCAUUUGUUACUACACAAUUGUGAAGUCUCCGGGUGAUUUUGAAAAACCUGUGAGGAAAUUUAUUACGGAUUUGACAGCUGCAAACCAGCAGACUAGGUGGAUCUUCGAAGUGGCAACCAUGGGGUUUUCUCUCCACGAAUUUUCGAAUGAGUCUGUGUGGAACAUUAUGAUUGGAGCUCCUGGGUGCUACGGCUGGUCAGGGACCCCUCUGUUGGUUUCUGAAAACCCCCUGGGGGAACUGAGUUCACUGAUACCUUACACACACCCGUAUUGGUACACAUACAGCGGUAAUGGCUUUACGAAUAAAUUUUGA
Molecule: messenger RNA, 2436 nt
Organism: Diachasma alloeum
Lineage: Eukaryota; Metazoa; Arthropoda; Insecta; Hymenoptera; Braconidae
Product: integrin alpha-9-like
Exons: 2
Coding region: 1639-2436 (265 amino acids)
Biological process (GO): cell-cell adhesion; cell adhesion mediated by integrin; cell-matrix adhesion
Cellular component (GO): external side of plasma membrane; integrin complex
Molecular function (GO): integrin binding
Source: RefSeq, a predicted model, not a curated record